This is a messenger RNA of Aspergillus sclerotioniger CBS 115572, 2859 nucleotides long. RefSeq names its product SET and WW domain protein (gene set2). Gene Ontology annotation, cellular component: nucleus; chromatin; chromosome. The record is from RefSeq and is a predicted model, not a curated record. Gene Ontology annotation, biological process: regulation of DNA-templated transcription. Lineage: Eukaryota; Fungi; Ascomycota; Eurotiomycetes; Eurotiales; Aspergillaceae. The transcript has 4 exons. Gene Ontology annotation, molecular function: histone H3K36 methyltransferase activity; protein binding. Bases 1 to 2859 code for a protein of 952 amino acids.
AUGUCCCCUCAUGACUACGCGGACCAUCAAUCAGAAUCCGUCGCCGAUGCGGUGACCGCGAUGAAGCUGGAGUCCGACAUAUCGCCCGAAAUCUCAGCCGUUAACGGUGGAGGAACCAUGAUCAAAGACGAAUCGUCGAACGCGGCCUCUAACGCCUCCCCGAUCCCUACCCCGAAGGAACAAUCACGGUUAUCCUCUCGAUCCCCGGCCAAAAAGGAAGAGAGUGAGGAGGACGAGCAAAACUCGACAGGGAAGGACGACAACCAUGUGGACAAACUGGAGGAGAGAGUCGGGGGCGACAUUAUUGUCAAACUCGAGCCCGGCCAGCCUCCCAAAUUGACACGGAGCUCCUCGCAGAAGGUUGUUGCGAGGCCGCCGCAGUUUUUCUCCCAUCUGCCGGAUAGCACAGCUGAGGCUGAGGCGACGUUUGACCUGUUGGAUGCAUGCACGUACGCGAAUAAGUUUAUGGGUUAUACCGAACAUGCGAUGGAGUGCGAUUGUGCAGAGGAAUGGGAACCGUCGGUCUCCAAGAAUCUGGCAUGCGGUGAAGACUCGGACUGCAUCAACCGCGCAACCAAGAUCGAAUGCAUGGGGGAUUGUGGAUGUGGGCCAGAAUGCCAGAAUCAACGGUUCCAGCGAAGGGAGUAUGCUCCGGUGGCCGUGAUCAAAACGGAAAAGAAAGGUUUCGGUCUCCGGGCGGAGGCCGACCUGCGACCGCACCAGUUCAUCUUCGAAUAUGUAGGUGAAGUCAUCAACGAGGCCCAGUUUCGUCGCCGCAUGAGGCAGUAUGACGAAGAGGGGAUCAAGCAUUUUUAUUUCAUGUCCCUCAGCAAGGGUGAAUUUGUCGAUGCGACCAAAAAGGGUAAUCUGGGCCGGUUUUGCAACCAUUCGUGUAAUCCUAACUGUUAUGUCGACAAGUGGGUCGUGGGAGAGAAGCUCCGCAUGGGCAUUUUCGCCGAACGGCACAUCCAGGCUGGCGAGGAAUUGGUCUUCAACUACAAUGUCGACCGCUACGGCGCAGAUCCUCAACCGUGUUACUGCGGCGAGCCUAAUUGUACCGGCUUCAUUGGGGGAAGAACCCAGACUGAGCGGGCCACGAAGUUGUCGAAUGCUACGAUCGAAGCUUUGGGCAUCGAUGAUGCCGACGGCUGGGACACUGCCGUUGCUAAGCGGCCACGCAAGAAGAAGAUGGGCGAGGAUGAUGAGGAGUAUGUGGAUAGUGUGCAGCCGAAGUCUUUGGAGGAAAACGGCGUUACCAAGGUCAUGGCGGCUCUCAUGCAGUGCAAGGAGAAAUGGAUUGCGGUCAAGCUUCUGGGACGGAUUCAGCGCUGUGACGAUGAACGAGUCCGAAAUCGAGUGGUGAAAAUGCACGGGUACCAGAUUCUGAACUCCCAGCUGGGCAUGUGGAAGGACGAUUUCAACGUGGCUUUGCAGAUUCUGGACAUCCUGGACAAAUUCCCUCGUCUAACACGAAACAAGAUCAUCGACUCCAAGAUUGAGUCUACCAUCCAACCACUCACCAGCUGUAGUGAUGAGCGCGUGGAGAAGAAAGCAGCCAUGUUGCUGCAAAGCUGGUCGACCCUCGAGGUGGGCUAUCGCAUUCCCCGCAUGAAACGGGAUCCCAAUGCCACGACGCCGGCUGUCAAUCAGUUCGAGCGGCGAGAGAUCACUCGGGAUGAGCGACGGCGGUCAAAAUCUCGCUCAAGGUCAAGGUCGCGGUCAAUCGAAGCGCCUCGUGGCCCGGCUGCCCAGGCACGAGGCGGACAUGGCCAGAGGAACACCCAUCAUCACGGUCCCCGGCCCUUUCGUCGACAGUUCAAUCCCCUUCCGCCAGGCUGGUUCGCAGCUGAAUCGAACGGGAGGACAUAUUACUACUCAGCUCGUGGCGAUACUACUUGGACUCGACCAACCAAGCCCGCCCCUCAACCGCCCCCGCCCCCGAAGGAGUCGAGGGACAAGGCCCUGCAGGAUAUUAUCGACGGCAUUAUGAACGCAAAGGAAAACACGCCGAAGGAGAAGACUGGAACGCCAGUCACACCACAGGCUUCCAGGCCAACGCCGGAUAGCAAGGAUGGCCAAGAAAAGUGGAGGACCUAUAGCGAAGAAAAGCGGAAGAAGAUCUAUGAGAAUACCCUUUAUCCCCAUGUCAAGUACGUGGUGGAUAAGUUCAAGCACAAGCUCCCGAAAGAUGACCUGAAACGCUAUGCCAAAGACGUGGCUAAGAAAUUGGUUAACUCGGAUUUCAAGAACAAUCGCGUCGGAGACCCUACCAAAAUCGACGAUAAACAGCAAAAGAAAGUCAAGAAGUUCUGCAAAGAAUUCUUCGACAAGGCCGUUGCCAAGCACCGCGCAUACGAACAGCGAAAGACAGAACGGCAGUCGAAGGGGGCGGACUUGAAACCGGAUGUCGAGGACGAAGCGCUGGACGUGAAGAUGUCUGACGAUGAGGACGACAGGGCUCCGGCGCAGGCUCAAGAGACCCCUACGACCAUGACGGACGAACUGCAGGGGAACCUUAAACGCAAAAGAGAAGAGCCUAGCACCGGUGAUGGAAGUACCACCGAGUACACCACCCCGUCUUCAAGCAAGAGACAACGGUCCUCCACGCCACCUCCACCACCGCCUCCUCCGAUGAGCCCCGGUAACGAGCUGGCCCAAAGUGGCGACGACAGCAAUAUGAAAAGCGAUACAGACGAGCCCACCCCGGCCGACAAACCACUCUUCGACUCUCCCCCACCACCACCUCCCCCCCCUCCAUUUCCCGGGCAGAAUUUCGAUUCGGAAGAAAAUGAUUUCAACGGCGAAGAGGGGGUCGGCGAGCUAAACCCAUCACAGAUUGGUAUCGAGGGACAAGUAUAG